AUGCAGGCCAUGAGCAUCCUGGGCCGGGUCCUGCUCCCCCUCCUGGCGCUGUUGGCCUGCCAGGGUGAGGUGGUGACUUCGUGGACACACACACUGCGGACCAACAUGCUGAAGGAGAGCAUCAGGCUGCUGCACCAGCUCCAGCAGACAGAGGUUUCCUGUAACGAGAUGAACGUGACAAAUAUUUUUGCAGACUAUAAGGCAGGUGACACCAUGGAGAUCUUGUGCAAAGCUGCCACAGUGGCUCGGCAAGGCCGGAGCUGCCACAGGUCCCUCGAGGGCAUUUAUGACAACCUGCUGGGCCUGCUCCGGGGGAACAGGAUGGAGCACAAGGCGCCGUGUCCUGUGGCAGCAGGCAGCACCACCUCACUGAAAGAUUUCCUCGAGGAAUUACAGCAAGUCCUUCAAAAACAAUACAAGAAUCAGAAGUGAAAAAGCACAAUUUGUUUGUUUUUAAAC
This is a messenger RNA of Pseudopipra pipra, 459 nucleotides long. RefSeq names its product interleukin 4 (gene IL4). The transcript has 4 exons. Lineage: Eukaryota; Metazoa; Chordata; Aves; Passeriformes; Pipridae. Gene Ontology annotation, biological process: immune response. Gene Ontology annotation, molecular function: growth factor activity; interleukin-4 receptor binding. The coding region runs from base 1 to 432 and encodes 143 amino acids. Gene Ontology annotation, cellular component: extracellular region. The record is from RefSeq and is a predicted model, not a curated record.